This is a messenger RNA of Camellia sinensis, 650 nucleotides long. The record is from RefSeq and is a predicted model, not a curated record. Lineage: Eukaryota; Viridiplantae; Streptophyta; Magnoliopsida; Ericales; Theaceae.
GUUGGAAGCAUGUUGGAUGCACACACAUUGAGAAUUAUGAUUAAUAUAUUUUUUUCUGUCUUUACAUAUUGUGAGUGCUCAAUGUAUGCAUUGAGGUUUGAGGGUACUUUUCUGUAACCAUAUGAAGAUAGAAGAAAUUGGAUCUCCAAAAAACUGUUUGAAUCUGAUAUAAAGACUCUUCAGAACUUCAGUUUCAGGUUGUGGACUGCCUAGUUGUUUUUGACAUUUGUGCAAAUCUUUCAGAUGGAAGAACUGAUGAAGAACCAGAUGUUUGCUACACAUGCAGUUGCUGCUGCAGGUUCAGUCACAUUGGGCACUGCCCUCACUUACCCUCUUGAUACUAUCAAAGUCCUUAUACAGGUAGGGUCAGUUUCUAAUAAACAGCUGACUACAGCUCAGGUUCUUGAUAGAGUUAAAACUUUAUCAGGACAUGCAGGUUUGUACAGUGGUUUUGGGUGGUUAAUGUUGGGAAGGAUUUUAGGUGCUGGUGCUCGCUUUGGUACUUAUGAAAUUUUGACAACUUUUUAUAAAGGUAUAUUCUUCAUUCUAUGUGCAGUUAGAAGUUAUUGUGUUUGUUCUUAAUCUGUUUCGUUAGAUGAGCAAACCUAGGGGAAAAAUUAGGAGGAAAGGUUCUAAACUGAAAUGACAGG